AUGACCUCUGUUCCUCCUGCGGGCUCUACUGAGGUCUCUGACUCUGACAUCACUGUGAAUACUGCCACGCUCACAGAUCUACUGUCCACUGCUUCAACACCAGCUCCAACAGCCACAGCGGAGGAAGCAGCUCCGGAAUUGACGCCUUCACAUCCGACGACAUAUGCUGCAGCCCCACCCACCAUCCCUGCAACUGCACAGUCUGCUGCCAUGCCUCCUUCAGAACCACUUACUACCAUCGCGUCACAGACCCUGUUCACGCCCACUGAACCUUUUACUCUAGCUGCAGGACCUACUACUACUCAACUUCCAAGGACCACCACCUCUGCCUUCCGACUCGUGUGA
Molecule: messenger RNA, 345 nt
Organism: Procambarus clarkii (red swamp crayfish)
Lineage: Eukaryota; Metazoa; Arthropoda; Malacostraca; Decapoda; Cambaridae
Source: RefSeq, a predicted model, not a curated record